Messenger RNA from Acromyrmex echinatior (Panamanian leafcutter ant), 1508 nucleotides. Its product is annotated as axonemal central pair apparatus protein HYDIN. Gene Ontology annotation, cellular component: axoneme. Gene Ontology annotation, biological process: cilium movement; axonemal central apparatus assembly. The record is from RefSeq and is a predicted model, not a curated record. Lineage: Eukaryota; Metazoa; Arthropoda; Insecta; Hymenoptera; Formicidae.
AAAUGACAUGGAAUGACUUUAUUGAAUAAAUGCGUUACAGUCUUUUUCUAGAAGAAGAACGAAUCGCCGAGGCACUGACUCGUUACUACGGAGUUAAAGAAAUCCUAUUACCGCCUCGAAAACUCGGAGAGAGAAUGCCGUCGUCUUUAAUGGAAUUCUAUAAUAGUCUCAAGAGUGAGAUGGCGUACGCUUUGUCGGCGGAAGCAAUCGAGAAAAAAAGUGCCACUGUGCUCAAUGAUGACAAACUUUUGAAUGUGGAGCGUAAGAAUAGAAUAAGAGCAAGAAAGAAGUCAUCUAGUACAUCAAGAUUAUUUGUCCAACAAUUCUCGAAUCAACAAAGCUCGAAAACAAAUUUGCAAAAAGAUUUUAACAUUGACAGACGGAAACAAAAAAAGUCAAUUGGUUAUUCAUCCACUUCUACGGACACCGCAAAAAGAGAUUGCCCGCCCAUGUCAAUCUUUAGUGAGCUCGAUUUCCCUCGCGAGGCUCCAAUAUUAUCAACAAAUGAUCCCAAAGAACUUCAUAAUUUACUUCUCUGUUAUAUAGAGAUUCUGCGUAAAGAUCCUAGUUUCUGCAAAAGAAUAAAAGAUCCUGUAAAGGAGCUGUUUGAUAGUUAUGAAAAAUCAAUUCUUGAGCUCGAUUCUUCGCAACCGGCUAAGAAAGUUUGCAUUCUCUUUCAUGGCGCACCAUUUACUGACUAUCAGGAAACCGCGUGCAGGAGCGCUAAGGCAUUGCAAGUGCCGCUAUUAUGCAUAGAUAAUGUAAUUAUCGAAGGCAUUGCACUUGGCGACAGUUGGGUUUCCAUCAAGUUGCGACAAAUUAUCGACGACGCUUAUCAAGAAUAUUUGUCAUCAUUCGAAAGAUAUAAAGAUGAUUUGGAAAUUAAACUACGGGCAGCAAAGAAAACCGAUGUCGAAAUCGCGGAAAAUGAUCAUGAAACAAUAGCAAAAAAGGAAGAAAUAAAACCAAAACAAACUACCGAAUCACCAAAAACAACUAAAUCUGAUUCAAAAACAAUAGCAGUCGAUGAAAACUCAGAGAGUGAUACUUCACUUCAAAAAUUAAUAAUUCUUUUUGAGACAGAAUUUGCAAAGCUUCCAAGAGAACAGGAUUUGAAGUUUUUAGACCCUAUAAGUCUUUACGAAUAUAAAAUCCAAACAAUUUUGCUAUUGCAAAAAAUGUUUCCACAUUACGCGACAAUUGAAUCAAAAGUUAAUGAAAAAGAUCAGAAUGACACUUUCCUCGGAAUUGAAAUUGAUUUAUUGAUCGAAGUUCUUAAAGAAAGGUGGUAUUUAACACUAAACAAAUUAGCAGAAGAAGUUGCUAAAAAAAUUCAAGAAAUUGAUGAAAUGUCAUUAUCGGAAUAUGAGUUGCUUCCGGAAGAAGACAAAAAAUUUUAUUUGGAAUCAACUUUACCAAUAAAGAAAGAAGAAGCGUUGCAAAGACGAAUACAAUUUUCACAACAAAUGAUAGAAUUGAGAAAAAAAAAAGUAUUAACUUUAAUUUAA